Aspergillus ibericus CBS 121593 is the source of this 1338-nucleotide messenger RNA. RefSeq lists its product as uncharacterized. Bases 1 to 1338 code for a protein of 445 amino acids. The record is from RefSeq and is a predicted model, not a curated record. Lineage: Eukaryota; Fungi; Ascomycota; Eurotiomycetes; Eurotiales; Aspergillaceae. The transcript is spliced from 3 exons.
AUGGCACUCUCCGGUUGCUCUCGCUGGCGCAUCCGCCAGGGCUAUCUUCUUGGUCUGUUCUAUACCAUAGGCUUGUUGAGUUUCACUUGCAUCAUCGUCAUCUGGUAUGGCGUGAAUACAGACCGCGACUACAUUCAUCCUCUGUUAACACAGCUGAUCCCCGCCGGUCACUGUGCCUGUCAAACCUCCACCACCUUUCAGUGCUCCAGCUGCUUGACGUGUUCGCACCCGGACCUGGUCCAACAGCGCACGCCAGCACCGGCGUGGAAGUUCCAGCCUGCUCGAGAUGGCAGUAACGAAGGCCUGGACCGAGGCCAAUGUAUGGCCGCAUUCCCUGGCCUAUUCGAAGAUGUGCUUCGCGCCACGACCUUUUGGAAAUCGCAAGGUGCGCUUGCCAUCGAGGAUUUGGACGAGAUUCCCUUGAGAUAUGGCAUGGCUCGAGCAUUCAUCCACGACGGUGAGUUGUAUGUGGCUGCAGCGCGGUCAAAAGGUGAAGAUCAUCGGCGAAAGAUCGUGGCCGUGCUGAGUGCAAUCCACCGGGCGUUGGUUGCAGAUACCAAUCGUGCCAUGCGGCAGAAUAUAGAGUUUGUAUUUUCGGUGGAGGACAAGGUCGAAGAUGUGACCAGCUCCGACCAUCCUAUCUGGGUUCUUGCACGGUCUGCAACUGAGGAGGCGGUCUGGCUCAUGCCUGAUUUCGGGUUCUGGGCCUGGGAGAAUAUCCAAAAUUCACUCGGGCCAUACGAUCAAGUCGUCGAACGUAUCAAACGCACGGAUGUUCCCUGGUCACAGAAGAAACAGGAGCUGGUCUGGCGAGGGAAACCUAGCUUUGCCCCGAAGCUACGCCGCGCAUUGAUGGAAGCUGCUCGAGACCAGCCGUGGGGCAACGUGAAGCAGGUCAACUGGGACCAGCGGACAAAUAUCAUACGCAUGGAGGACCAUUGUCAGUACAUGUUUAUUGCGCAUGUAGAAGGUCGUUCCUAUUCUGCAUCCCUGAAAUACCGGCAGGCAUGCAACUCCGUCAUUGUACAGAACUACGUCGAGGUUGAACGGGAUUUCAGCGACUUGGAAGACAAGCUUGAGCCUCUUCUGGCAGACCCGAGUCUUGCUGAGCGAAUUGCCAACAACAGCGUGCGAACAUUCCGGGAUCGGUACUUGACCAAAGCGGCAGAAGCCUGCUACUGGCGCAUGCUCUUCGAGGGGUAUGGCAGCGUCUGGAAUAGCAGUAUUUCUGUGUGGUCGGAAGUACACCGGCGCGAACGAGGCCUCCGAUACGAGUCGUUCCUUUUGAUGGACAGCCGGCUGAUGUUCGAAUUCGACGCGCUGAGGUUGACUCACUGA